AUGUCGUCUCGUGAUGCUACACCAAGUUUAUACCAUCGUACAGGAACACAAGGUUCAUUUUAUCAACAAUUAGUAUUACCACCUGCUCGAACAAAACGUGGACACUCAUUCAAUCGAGAUUAUCUGCAUACAAAAUUAUGGAAAUUUUUCCGUUUGGUUCGUUAUGCUGUUCGUGUUUGUUUAAUUGUGAGAAAAUAUGCAAUUGAUUCAUUACGUGAUGGUAGAGAACAAUUAUAUAAUAAUUCAGAAAUUCUUUUUGAUCUAAGCAAAUUUCGACGACCAGUCGAGGAAACAAUUGGAAGAAAUAUUCGAAAAAUUUUAAAAUCUGAUCCAGCAACAAGAUCAGAAGAAGAUAUUCGUAUGAUUGUUGUUGGUUUAGGUCAAACUGUUUCAUCGUUUACAGAAUUUCCUCUUCAACGACAAUAUGCAUUAGCACGUGUUGCUAUAUUAGAAGAAUUCGAAAGAGGUCGAGUAAUACUUCGUGAAGGACAUCGUGCUGAGAAGUUCUAUUUAAUUGUCGAUGGUAUCACUAAUGUAUUCAAACUACAAGAACAUCCGAUAACUCAUAAAUUCAGCUCAAGACUCGUUGCUGUGCUUAAGAAAGGAAGCUCUUUCGGCGAGGUUGCACUAAUCAAUGCACAUAGGAGAACGGCAACUGUUUGUUGUCAAACCGACGUGUCGAUGCUUGCAAUCGAGCGAGAAGAUUUUGUUAAAAUAUUUAUGGCUAAUGAUAGAGAAACUGAACCAGAUUUUAUCACAUUUUUACGACAAAUACCUGAAUUUCGUGGAUUUCCUAUCGAUAAAAUUCCACAUGAUAGUCCACAUAUUUGUCAAGUGGUUUAUUAUCGUGUGGGUACAUUAAUGAGCAAAGACUCAAAUGAAGAUGAAUGGAUUUAUGUUAUUCGUACAGGUUCUUGUCGAGUUAUUAAAGCAUUAACACAAGUGACACCAAAAUUAAUAACAAAAAAAAAACCUAAAAUUAUUUAUGAUAACUUUGGCACAAAACGUGCUUCACAAUAUAGUAUGGAAGCAUUAGGCACAUUUAAUACACCAAAAUCACCAAUUAAACCAGCUAAAUGUUAUACUGAAAUUGAACAAAUUCGUGAAAAAAAUGUUUUUGGUUUGGUAAGCGUCGUUUUUGGACAAUUAAAAAAUGCACUAAGUGUUACAUUAGUCUCUGAUGGAGUUGAAUGUAUUCGAAUACGAAAAAGUUUUUUUAUUAAAAUGACACCAGAAAGUUUAUUCGAUCGAUUACGACGAGAGGUUCGACCUUAUGUAACUGAUGAUGAAUUACAGAAAAAACUUCAACGUGAAGUCGAUUGGACAGCAUAUAAACAUUUACUCGUAAAAAGAAUUUUUGAUCGAAAUGCAAGAAAUCGUUUUGAUAAUACUUUCAUCAAUUUUAAUAAUCAUAAUAAUGCAUUUAAUCAAUCAACAUUAUCAUUAAGUGAUCCUGAUGUUGAUUGGAGUGUAUUUGAAAAUGCUGAUCGAUAUUUAUUACGUGAUGAUAGUGCAUGGAUAACUCGUUUAAGUAAAGAUUUUUGGUGGAAUCUCGAACGCAUAUCAGAAAUGACAAAAACUAAUGUUAAUUAUAGUCAACAAAUAAAUUCAACAAAAAAUAUUCCUCAACAAGUUUUAUCAUCAUCUAUACAAUCAAAUGGUAUUUCAACACGUAAAAUUGUUGGUCAACGUACAACAAUAGCACGACCAAAUAGAAAUAACAUUCCAAUGAAAACAAAUUCAUCACCAACAUAUGAUCAAGAUUUUGAUUAUAAUCCAUUUCAAUCAAAAAUAUCCUUUGAUAAUAAUAUAUGGACAAAUUAUUCACAACAAGCAAUCCCAUGGCAAUAA
Messenger RNA from Rotaria sp. Silwood1, 1851 nucleotides. The record is from the annotation of a GenBank genome assembly. Lineage: Eukaryota; Metazoa; Rotifera; Eurotatoria; Philodinida; Philodinidae.